AGCCAUAUAGCAGCAACCCGAAAAUGGGUGGUAAAGACCCCUUUUCUCUUGACGGUGGUAGAGAAUUAAUCUGGACUUAAUUUCCCCUUUGUAUUCCUUCGUGACCUCUUCAGAUGGAGAAGGGAAGAAGUUCUUCAGUCCUGAUGGAGCCCAGAAUGAAGAUGGAGAAGCCAAAUCUAUAUGGCCCCGAAGGAGGAAGAGAGCCCAAUAAAAAGUGGGGCAGGAGAAAUGUUGGAUUCCUGGGUAGAAUGGGUCCGGAUGCCCUGGAGGAGAAGGUCUUCAGCACGGAUCUUCCAUGCCAACACUUCAGGUGCUUCUGCUAUGAGGAAGCCUUGGGGCCGCGAGAGGUGUGCAGCCGCCUCCACUCUCUCUGCUGCCUGUGGCUGAAGCCAGAGAAGCACUCCAAAGCCCAGAUGCUGGACCUGGUGCUCCUGGAGCAGUUCCUGGCCGUCCUUCCUGCGGAGAUGGAGCGCUGGGUGAGAGAAUGUGGGCCAGAGACCAGUUCCCAGGCCGUGGCUUUGGCUGAAGGAUUCCUCCUGAGUCGGGCAGAAGAAGAGCGGCAGGAGAGAGAGGUCCUUCAGGCCCAGGAGGUCCCAUUGGAGACCAGCAAGGCAAUCUCUUUUAGGUGGAUCAAGCUGGAAGAGGAGGAGGACACAAGAGCUGCUCCACCAGGGGAGGAGCCAAGGAUGCUGGGAAGCCAUAAUAGCUCAUCUCUUUGUGAAGCAGGAGAAACAGCCUCCAUGGAACAGGAUCAGGUGACUUUUGAGGAUGUGUCUGUACAUUUCAGUGAGGAAGAGUGGGCCCUGCUCGAUCCGGAUCAACGGGCCCUGCACUGGGAGGUCAUGAGAGAGAAUUAUAAGACGGUGGCCUCUUUCGUUGGUGCUGCAAAAGAGAAUGAAAAUGGGGGAACACCAUGUAAAGCGUGGCUAAACAUACCAAGAUAUAAAGAGAGGGAAGAGGAAAGCCUGGAAAUGGAAGCAGAAAAAUAUAGAAGGAACCAGUGCCCUGCUGACACCAAGAAAAUCACAAUCCAAGCAAGAGUAGAUGAAAGCAGGGAGAUCGGGAACUGCCCUGUCUUUGAAGAUGGCUUCUUCCACAAGUCAUUAUGCCUGAAUGAUGAUAUCACAAAUGCUAUAGAGAAAGAACAAGCUAAAUGCCAUCAGUGGAAAGACAGCUUUGGAUCUAGUAUACACCUUACAAACUAUGAAAAUCCACAGAUUGUGGACAAACCAUAUAAAUGCCCGGUGUGUGAAAAACGUUUCCAUUGUAAAGCAAAUUUGAGAAAACACCGAAAACUACACUUGAGACAAAGUCUAUUGAAGUGCCUGGAGUGUGGAAAAGACUUUGCUGAAAAGAGGAAUCUCGUUGCACAUGAAAUGAAUCACAUAGGAGAGAGACCCUAUCGAUGCCUGGAGUGCGGGAAGGGUUUCUGUCUGAGAAAUUCCCUCAAUAGACACCAAAAAAUCCACAUGACAGAGAAGCCCUAUAAAUGCCUGGAGUGUGGGAAAGGAUUUGCUCAAAAGAGAACUCUUAUUGGGCAUGAAAUGAAUCACAGAGGAGAGACACCCUAUAAGUGCCUGGAGUGUGGGAAGGGCUUUAUUGACAAGAGAAGUUUCAUUGGGCAUGGAAUGAUCCACAGGGGAGAGGCACCCUAUAAGUGCCAGGAGUGUGGCAAGGGCUUCAUCUACAAGAGAAGUCUUUCCUUGCAUGAGAUGAAUCAUAGGGGAGAUAAACCCUAUAGUUGCCUAAAGUGUGGGAAAAGCUAUAACUGCCAAUCAGGUCUCAAAAAACAUCAGAAUACUCAUAUAGAAGGAAAAGCCAUGCACAUGCCUGGAAUGUAGGAAGGGUUUCAGUACGAGAAAAAACUUUAAGGUCCACCAAAGGCUCCAUUUGGGAGAGAAGCUAUAUACAUACCUGGAGUGUGGUAAGGCCUUUCCCCAGGGGAAAUAUAUAUCUGCGCCACAGAGAAUAGAGCCCCUAUCAAUAUCUGGAAUGUGGGAAGAGUUUUAUGUUCAAAUCAGGUCUCAGAAGUCACCAGGACAGAAAGCAUACGCAUGCUGUCCUGUUUUGCCUUUCAAGAACAGCCUUAACAUACUGUGGUAAGUAAAUGAAAACUGCUUUACUUCAGCAAAACAUAAAGCACAGAACAUUCAGUGGAAUAAUGCAAAAUGAAGCAAGGAAGUCUUAGGGCAAGCACAGUUCUUAGUCUCUGAUAAAGUCCGAAAUCAAAUAGCAGUCUUACUUCAGACAAAGAAACAGCAAUAAAUCCUCAGGAGCAGUUUCCCAGAUGCAGACUCAAAGCAGGCACAAGGAGAGCGUAGGCAGUCAGUUUGUUACCAGCAAGACCUGGCUGCACCUGCUUCUGCUUUAUAGCCCUGAGUCCCCUCACAGCUGCCAGGGCAGUUCCUAAUUACUCAGAUGCAUUUCUGGCAGCUAUUCUAUCUGAACGACAUCUCUGCUCUGUUUCCUUUCGCCUCUCCUGAAAAGUGGGUACUUUCAAAAUCUCUUCCUCAGAUUCCAACUGCCCCUCUGACUCAUGAACACUUUCCUGCUCCCCUUCCUCUUUUGAAGAAGAGGAAACCCCAACACAGGCCAAGAGUGUGGGGAGAGUCCAGUCUUCAAAACAGUCACACAAGAAAACACUUUCCUAUUCUUCUCAAAUUAGCCAUUUCUAUCCAAGUAAUAGAGGACUGUCAUCAACCCGUCUUACAACCAACUGGAAAAGCCAACUGUCGAGUCAAAUGGACGCCAGAGUUGAACCAAAGAGUUACCGAACUGCUGGCAACAGAACAGCUACAGAAUCUAAGGAUUGGCGUGACAUAUGCUACAUCCCCCAGUGCUCUUUUGGAGAACUUUAACUCAAUAACCCAAGAACUCCAGAAACAAAUAAGAAGCUCCAACACAGUUCCACAUAGGCAAUAUCAUCAUCACUCCAAACCCUGGUUUGAUCAGGAAUGUUUAAAUGCAAAGAAAUCACUUAUUUCCGCCUACCAGGCUUUCCAGUCUGAUAACUCAGUAAUGGCGUCACAAGAGCUUCUCCAUCAGAAGGGACUAUAUAAGCGCCUGUUGGCCCAGAAAAAAAGGGAAGACUCAAAAAACAACUGGACACGGCUCAUACAAGCCGUUCAAACUAAAGACUGAGCCACCUUCAUGUACAGCAAAUUAUGUUAGGCCCUUGAUAGGAAGCCAUAUCUCCCCAGGGUCAUGGGAAACAUAUUUUCGGGAUAUAUAUAAGGAUAAUACUGGUGGGAAUGCCUGUUCCACCCCAGACUUGGAAAAUUUACCAAAAUGGCCUGCGGUCACUCUGACAGAGAUCAGGAGCCUUGUCAAUCAGUUACAGCAAGGGAAAGCCCCAGGAGAAGACCUCAUUCCUUCAGAAGCCAUCAAAAACAAUCUAGACUUCUGGGCUCCUACCCUAGCUUCACUUUUCACCUGCAUUGACAAAUAUGGUCAAAUUCCCAAGGACUGGGGGAUGGCAAUCAUAGUCCCCAUAUACAAAAAAAAUGGGAAAUGAGAUGAUCCAGCAAAUUACAGACCUAUCAGCCUCCUUAACAUUAUCAGUAAAAUUUAUGCUAGACACCUAAAAGGGAAACUGCAGGAUUGGAUAGAAUCAAGAAGGCAUAUUAGCCGACGAACAAGCUGGAUUUAGGGAAGGACGAACUACGGUGGACCAUUGCCUAGUCCUCCAGCAUCUGAUAGAAAAAUACACUACCAACAGCUCUGCAUCCUUGUAUGUAGCUUUUAUAGACUUCAAGGCUGCCUUUGAUUCCAUCUCUAGGGCCAAACUAUGGGAAAAAUUAGAAGACACCUCAAUUGACAGACGGCUCCUCCAUCUUAUCCGUCGACUCCAUGAAGGGACGUCUCUCAAAAUAAGAUGCAACCCUCAAGGCCACCUCACUAACGCUGUUAGAACAGAGAAAGGAGUCAAACAAGGCUGCAUCUUAGCCCCGUUACUAUUCAACUCUACAUUGACUCUAUGGUGGAGCAAUUGCACAACAUGGACUUUCAUCCUCCUAAACUCGCGGGGAGACAUAUCUCCAUCCUACUCUAUGCUGACGAUGCAGCACUGAUUUCAAGAACUCCAAUAGGCCUCAAAAGAGCUUUGAAAUCAUUGGCACAAUAUUGCAGAGAGGAUCAGUUACAACUCAAUUAUCACAAAACAAAAAUCAUGGUGUUUGCCAAAAGACCUAAGCUCCACCAUUGGAAUAUAGAUGAUAAAAAAAUUGAGCAGGUUCCAUGUUUUAAAUAUCUGGGGGUAGUCUUCCACUCUUCAGGCAGCAGAAAAGCACAUGGAGGCUAUGUGGCUGAGAAUGCAUAUAGGAGUUCAUCUGCCAUAUUAAAAUACCUGAGGUCAAAGGGGGGGGCAAUUUAUACCCGCAGCUCUCAAACUUUUUGAAGCCAAGUCAAUGGCCCAACUCCUUUAUGGUGCCCAGAUAGGACCUUUUUCUGACUUUGCCCCACUGGAGACUGUCCAAUCCAAAUUUUUAAGAUCAGCCCUACAGGUUCCAAAGUGUGUGUGUAACGCUAUCCUACGCCUGGAGACUGGCUUCUUGAGAGUGGAGGCCAGGGUGUGGAUGGUAAUAUUGAAUUACUGGCUGAGACUAUCCCCCGCACCCCUGGGCCUUGCCCCACUCACUAUGAAGGACAACUUCCAAUCCAGCUGGCAAAAGAAGAUAGUGCACAAAAUUGCAUCUCUUGGUCUAUCCCCAGAACUACUAACCAGCAUGGGAUAUGACCAGGCCAAAUCCCUGGUCAAGCAACGUAUAACAGACAUUGAACACCAAUUAGAUCUGUCCAGUGCCCCAUCCUUCAUCACCAAUGGAGACAGUAGGAGCCAUACCUCCCCUAUGGAAUAUCUUACUAUGUUGGAGGUAGCCAACCAUCGGAGAGCCUUCACUUUGGCACAAUGUCAUGCGCUCCCAUCCGCAGUACUGGAAGGUCGUUACCAGAAGAUUCCAUACUCUGAGAGGCUAUGUCCAUGUGACUCAGGUCAGAUAGAAACAACGGAGCAUGUACUUCUGCAGUGCCUGUUUUACAGAGACAUUCGAACACGUCUCAUCAUGACAUGGACAACUAAAUACCCAGGAUGUUCUGGACAAUUUUACGUAACCUUAUUGCUCUCAGAUACCAUCUCAGCUGUGACAUAUAAUGUCGCCAAGUUCUGCACAGCUGCAAUUAAAAUCCGGCAGAUGAUGAUUGAGAGCCAAAAGAACUAAGUAUCGUCUAUAGAAUAGAGUUGGGAAAGCAGAUAUAGACCACUAUUUAUAGUUAUAGGUUGUUAUUUACAGUUAGGGGUAUUUCCUCCCCCCCCCCCCGGUGCCAUCCCCACUCCCUCCCUUCAGACUCCUCCCGGAUGAUCCUGUGAGUUGAGUUGGGUCUUAAUGGUACUGGUAUAUGAUCUUCAGCCUAGAUUUUAAAUUUUGUCAAGGAUUCAAUUUUAUAAUGGUUUUUAUUAAUGUUGAAAAUUUUAGCCUAGAUUUUAAAUUCUGUCAAUGAUUCAAUUUUAUAAGGGUUUUUAUUAAUAUUGAAGUUUUUAGCCUAGAUUUUAAAUUUUGUCAAUGAUUUAGUUUUAUAGGAGUUUUAUUAAUUGUGAAGUAUAUAACCUCUCGGAUUUUAUAUGGAUGUACGGGACUGGGUGCCCUUGAUACGAGCUGGUCAUUGACCGUAAUAAAAGUUUACAUUACAUUACA
Molecule: messenger RNA, 5690 nt
Organism: Anolis carolinensis (green anole)
Lineage: Eukaryota; Metazoa; Chordata; Lepidosauria; Squamata; Anolidae
Product: zinc finger protein 1
Exons: 4
Coding region: 114-1841 (575 amino acids)
Biological process (GO): regulation of DNA-templated transcription
Source: RefSeq, a predicted model, not a curated record